CAUCUCCAGAGCCACCAAUCCUCAGCUUUCCUCCAAAGGCAGGUCACCUGUGCCACCUGGGAGACCUGACCAUGGGUACGGUACUGUCCUUGUCUCCGACGCCUGGCAAGGCCGGACCUUUGGAUGACAAGAAGCCUGAGCCUCCUGGAGUAGGCGGAGGGUACUUGGCCAUCCCCAACAGCAAGAAUGGUGGCAGUAAACCGGAGAAGAGCCUAAAGAGACAUUCAGUAUUGAUCUCUGCCCUCACCUGGAAGAGGCUGGUGGCGGCUUCGGCCAAGAAGAAGAAUGCCAAGAAGAUAAACCCGAAUCCGGGACCUAUCAAUGGCAUGCUGCUUCCCAACAAUAACGCGGUGGAGCAACUCAACCAUGAGAACCUGCGUAAAUCCCAGGUGAGCCCUGGCCGUAGGGAACCGAAGCCAGUGCCCGUGCCCACUGUGCCGCCAAGCUCCCUAGAGGGCCAAAAGAUCCAACAGCAGCAGCUGGUGGCCGUGCAAAAGACAGCCAGCGGGCGGGCCCUUUGCUCACCACGCCGGGUCAUCGUCCAAGCUUCCACGGGUGAACUCCUUCGAUGCCUGGGGGAAUUUGUUUGCCGCCGCUGUUAUAAACUGAAAGAGCUCAACCCCGGAGAGCCCACCAUGUGGUUUCGGAAUGUAGACCGAUCCUUGCUUCUGCAGGGUUGGCAAGACCAAGGCUUCAUCACCCCUGCCAACCUGGUGUUCGUCUACUUGCUCUGCCGAGAUGCCAUUGGCGAUGAACUGUCUAGUGAGUAUGAGCUCCAAGCCUGCUUCCUCACCUGCCUGUACUUGGCUUAUUCCUACAUGGGCAAUGAGAUCUCCUACCCCCUGAAGCCCUUCCUUGUGGAGAAUGACAAGGAGGUCUUCUGGCAGCGCUGUCUGAGCAUCAUUGACCGUAUGAGUGCCAAAAUGCUGCAGAUCAACUCCGACCCUCACUAUUUCACUCAGGUCUUCCAGGAUCUGAAGAACGAAGGCGAGUCUAGAGAACCCAACGGCCACUGGACUAUAAAUCUGGACCGUUAGGGCCUAUGAGCUUGGGGGCUGUGGGUUGGGAUGGGUGUGGACACAUAUAGGUAUUACCAACAAUUGUCCAUGAUCAACCUGAAGACUGGGGCCUGCAGCUCUCAAGACUGCAGACAGUAAAACAGAUUCGACUAUUGGCGUUCAAUGCUCUUAUGCACUGACGGUUGGGGAGCAUCUCAACCUUCGCUGUGCCAUGGGCCUGGGCGCGCGUCGACGUAGCCUGCCCACUGGUAGCAAAAUGGUUAAGGAAACCUACUUUACCGGUGUGAAGAUGCACUUCACUUUUUUCAUUAUUUUUAGUUUUCGCAGAUCUGAAAAAAAAAAAAA
Nanorana parkeri is the source of this 1364-nucleotide messenger RNA. RefSeq names its product cyclin dependent kinase 5 regulatory subunit 2 (gene CDK5R2). NCBI's taxonomy places the organism in Eukaryota, Metazoa, Chordata, Amphibia, Anura, Dicroglossidae. The record is from RefSeq and is a predicted model, not a curated record. Gene Ontology annotation, molecular function: protein kinase binding; cyclin-dependent protein serine/threonine kinase activator activity. Bases 72 to 1037 code for a protein of 321 amino acids. Gene Ontology annotation, biological process: brain development; positive regulation of cyclin-dependent protein serine/threonine kinase activity; activation of protein kinase activity. The transcript has a single exon. Gene Ontology annotation, cellular component: protein kinase 5 complex; cytoplasm.